AAGCGGAAGCGGUGUGUGGCAAGAGCAAGCGGUUUAAUUACACCCGCCCCUCCACCUUCAUGUUAGUCGCAUUUCCCUUUUUCCGGACUCUUCGUGCCAGUUAUUGGGAGGCGUAACCGUCACCCUCGCCCCUCACGAGAGACAGCCGCCUAACCGUCGGUUCCGCCUCCGCCGCCCUUUCCGCUGCAACCCCGCCCCGCCCCUUCGCUCGAGCGGUACCGUGGCCUUUCGCGCCGAGUCCCGGUCAGGGCGGCUGCCGCUAUGUCCGACAAGGAGUUCAUGUGGGCCCUCAAGAAUGGCGACCUGGACGAGGUGAAAGACUACGUGGGCAAGGGUGAAGAUGUUAACCGAACAUUGGAAGGUGGGAGAAAACCUCUUCACUAUGCAGCAGAUUGUGGACAGCUUGAGAUUCUGGAGUUUCUUCUAUUAAAGGGAGCUGAUAUUAAUGCUCCAGAUAAGCAUAGUAUCACUCCACUUCUUUCAGCAGUUUAUGAAGAUCAUGUGUCCUGUGUGAAAUUACUUCUGUCAAAGGGUGCUGAUAAGACUGUGAAAGGGCCAGAUGGACUAACUGCCUUUGAAGCCACUGACAAUCAGGCAAUCAAAGCUCUUCUUCAGUGAUGGAUGGACUGAGAUCUAAUGUCUCUCCUGUGGCCUCACACUGCUGCCUGUCUAUCACUCUUUGUAUUUUCCAGCUUCUUCAGCUAAAUAUUGGAGAGGGAGGAAAAAAAACACAGUAAAUCAGUCUAGUUAGGUACCUCUAUCAAAAAGAGAACAUGUUUGGAGAGUAGAAAUACAUAUAAUUGGUGUCUCUUUAGGACUUUUUACCCUGAACAAUUUUCCCCAUUUCUAGCAAAAUUGAACUUAUGCUGUGGAAGGGGAGAAGAAUGUGUUCUGUAAUGUAGCUUGUAAAUGACUUGCUGAAAGUUUGUAAAAUGGAAACUCUGUUCUUUAUUUUCUAAUAUGUAAAAGCAAUUAGUAGCCCAGUACUGUUAAGCCGACAUUUAACAAGCAAGGCAAUGGGAUAGCUUCUCUGUAGUUCUGUCCCUGUGCCGUAAAUAGAUUAUGUAAUGCUGAAGGGUUUUGCUGAUAAUAUCCCUGUAUUUAAUAAUGUCAUUAUUAACAAGGAACAAAUAAUACAAGCAGGGCUAAAUCUCCAGCAGAGGUGCUGGAAGAAAUGAUUAAAAUCAUGGGUUUUCUACCUUCCAAGAUGCAAACCAAUUACUUCUGGAAUAGAGCUUUUGAAAAACUUCUAAUUAAAGUGCCCUCCCCUAGCACAUUGUAAAAUACACUGGAACAAAGUGACUGUUCCAGAUCUGUUGGUGCUAGAAGAUGGUAACUUUGCCUUCUUGAUUUAAAUUCAAAAUACCCUAAUAAAAUGACUCAAAUUAACUUUGUUUUAAAGAAGACAGGAGCUUCUAUUCUCUUAACAUCAUCCUUGCUGCAUUAAUCUGGUUAAAUGCAUGUAUCUUGGAAAGGAGUUUGAUUCACUAUUAAGCUUUUGCAUCUGGCAAUGAUCAAAAUUAUAUACAAUUGAUAAAAUGAUCCUGAACAAUGACAGGUUGCAUUUACUGCCCAGUAACAGAUUAUGAUUUAUACAAGUAAUUUCACAAGUCUUCAAUGUAGUGCUUUUAAAAAUAUUCACAGGUAAGGAUUUGUAGUAUGCUGAUACCUUGAUUGGGAUGCUAGGUUAAAUUGCAUUUGGAUAUUCUUAUUGAAAAAGUCAAUACAUUUUGUAUCAUAAUAUUAAAAACUUCCCAGUAAGAUUUUUAUCGGCUUUGAACAACGUGUGCAAUGCAAUGUUGACUGUCAUCUAGGACAGGGGUUCUCAACCUUGGCAACUUUAAGACUUGUGAACUUCAAUUCCCAGAAUUCCUCAGUCAGCAAAGCUGAGUUGAAGUCCACAAGUCUUAAAAUUGCCAAGGUUGAGAACCCCUGAUCUAGGAAGUUCUGGUGUCUAGCACAUUUCAUGUAAUGAAUGUAGCUUUUGAGUUUAAAAACAUUUAAUUUUUACUAUUGUACCAUCCUCUCACCAGAAAAAAAGAAUCUGGAGAAAUGGACUUGUUAAGCGAUGUUAACAUUGUAUCUUAAAUUGUAUCUUAUUUGUCCCUUAUCACAGAUAUCAUCUGUUAUAUUCAGAUCAGUUAUCUAGCAUCCAUGGGGAAUAAACUUUAUUCUCCAAAGACUGUUUUAAAAGUAGAUCUAUGUAAUAUAUUUUUGUAUUGGUGCAGAAAUGUGAUAUAAAAAUAAUAAACUUUGCAUGCACAGUCUGCAUAAUCACAUAUUCACCUUUUUGUGCUAUGGUAAACUGAAAAAAUGUUAAUCCAAUAAAUUGAAUUUUAGAUUAAUCUUAAAAUUAAACAUAUUUUGUCACAAUUGGCAUGGCCUAAUUGACAUUUGCCCUGAAGGGAUGUGAAAUGUUACCAUUCUAUUCUAGUAAGGCAUAAAUUAUGAUUAUCAAUAGUUUGUUCAAAUAUUUCUUCCAUUCUCUCUCUCUCUCCCUCCCUCCCUCCCUCCGUCUGAUAUGUUGGAGCAUUUGUGCCUCUUCUCUUUCGCACAACUCAUUUUGCUCAUGUUUUCCUUACACAUCUACAGGUAGAUUCCAAUAAAUAGCUCUUAACACCUGUCUUAUACUUGUUUGUUCAGGGUUAUUAAAUAUAUAUGUGCCCUUUCUCUGCUAUUCAUUUAAAAAAAUCAGGCUAACUUUAGAUUUUUUUUAAUUUGUACUAGAUGUGAUUUGUAUUCUAAAAUUUUUGCCAGUAUCUGAUAAUACUAGCUCUUGGUGAACACUCUUGAAGUAUCCCAUCCCAACCCCCAUUUAAAGGAGUCAUCAGCACUAGUUAGCAAUCUAGAAAUCCAGUGCAGUAUCGGUCUCCUUCCUUUCUGAUUUCUGUUUAAGAUGAUUUACCAUUUUAAAACUUUCUGCUCUUUGUUAUAGGCAUUGCUUUCAUGACUUGGUUUUUGUUCUUCAAUACAGUACUAAGUAGAUGAAUUGAUUAAUAGAAGAAGCUGGUAAGAAUAGAAUGACCUAGUUGAGCAAUUCCAGUGUUGCAUGCAGAAUCUUCAACUGAACAGUCUUAUAUUUUAUAAAUGGGAAAACAAUCAUCUUUCUACUCCAGUGAUGGGGGAAAAUAGUGCUUUGUGCAUUUUGAUAUUUGACUUUUUUCCACAAUGUAACUAUUUUGACACAGUUUGGUUUAUUAUUAUCAUGGUUCAUAGACAUCAGACUGCUAAAUGAUACAGUGUUUGUGUUGCAGGAAUGAAUGGAAUAAACUUGAAUUGUGUUAUAGAAAAA
Crotalus tigris (Tiger rattlesnake) is the source of this 3292-nucleotide messenger RNA. It is a transcript of the gene MTPN, whose product is annotated as myotrophin. Lineage: Eukaryota; Metazoa; Chordata; Lepidosauria; Squamata; Viperidae. The record is from RefSeq and is a predicted model, not a curated record. Gene Ontology annotation, biological process: regulation of barbed-end actin filament capping. The transcript is spliced from 4 exons. Gene Ontology annotation, cellular component: nucleus; cytoplasm. Gene Ontology annotation, molecular function: protein binding. Bases 262 to 618 code for a protein of 118 amino acids.